GGGAUCCUUUGCGGCUCGCGCAGGGACAGACGCCUCCGCGGUGUCGGCGGUGCUGACAGCAGCCUUUCUCGUGCUCUCGGCCCCUCUCGCGAUGGAGAAAGAUGACAUUGAUGAGACGAGCUUAUUCGACAACAACAAGUCAUCUGCGCACGAGUCUGGAGCAGGGCCUCACCGGGUUGAUCCAGGUGAACCAAAGCGGCGGGAGCACUAACGGCAGGUGGGGCCUCUGGCGAGCGAAGCGGCUCACGGGCGCGGGUCAAGUUCAUCUCGACUUACACCUCAGCGAUGGCACUCCAUUCCUCCACCCUGCAUUCGUCUUCGUGCAACAGUUGCUGCCUUGCCUUGGGCCUCUUAUCAUCACUGAUGGGCCAUGUCAUUCUUUCGGAACCACUCGAAGCCGGAACCACUCGAAGCCGGAACCAUCAGCGAGUACAGCGCCCAAUCAGGCAUGUGGUCUCCUGUCCCAACAAAGGAACGGAAAUUCGGUGAGGCCGUUCGCGUACCUAGCGCUUGGUAACAGGCAGCACGUUUCGCAGUGGUGCACUGUACCUGUGUGCCUCGCCGAACUGUGCGCCGAACCAGCUUACCGCUUCUGUCGUGCAACCUCUGCUACUAAACUGGAUCGCAAGAUCACGUUCAGAUGCGCGAUGCAGGGCAGACGCGCGCACAUUGUUUGGGGCUUGAUGUGUCCUCCAGGAACAAUGUGUGGAGGAUGGAGAUGUACCGAGUAGAACAACCGAACACCAAAGGAAGACCGAACAAAUUUUCAGGAAAAUGUAUGUUCCUCAUCCGACGCCAAUAUAUCGUGAUGUGCUACGUCAUUUGCUCGUAGU
Molecule: messenger RNA, 833 nt
Organism: Didymella exigua CBS 183.55
Lineage: Eukaryota; Fungi; Ascomycota; Dothideomycetes; Pleosporales; Didymellaceae
Exons: 3
Coding region: 102-731 (209 amino acids)
Source: RefSeq, a predicted model, not a curated record